AUGAACGGUAUCACAUUCCCGGAAAUCUCACAACAGUUCAAAAUCGCUGAGAAGGCAAGAACUAAAUUGACUUCUUGUGUACAGGAAUAUUCCAUCAACGGUGAUUGUAAUUGGAGGAAACUGGUCGGUCAUGCUAAUUUGCUGGAUAGAAUUAAUGACAAUAUCAAAAAUUUGAAAUUUAACAUGACCAAGAACGACGUCGAGAACAAGCAACAGGUAGUACAACAAGAGGUCGACCACUUCGCUCUCGAGACGGAAGAAAGAGAUAAUAAUGAGAUAAUACAUCGUGAAGAUGUUCAAGACGCCAAUGCCAACGGGUGUUUCCAAUUCGACUCCGAAUCUGACUCAGAUUCGGAUUCAGAUUCAGACUCGGACUCGGGCUCGGAUUCUGAGCUGGACUCAGACCUACAAGAAAGUGACUACGACAGUGUCUCCGAUUCAGAUAACGAUUACGAUUACGAUUAUGAUGUCGAUUACGAUUUCGAAAUUACUGCCUUGACAGUGACUCAAUCAAACGAAAACGAUUCGGAUAUAACAGGUUAUAACUCCGACGAGGAAAAUAAACAAAAAAUUAUACUAAGAAAGCAAAGAACAUCACAACCACCAAAUCAUCAGCAAACAACACCAAGAAAGGUGACCACAACAGAUAUUCUACGCAAUGAUGACGAUGACGAUGACGAUGACGACCCGAAUUUAAACUUAUCAAAAUUCCAUUCAUUUGAAGACGAUGACAACGACGACGCUAAUGCAAAACAACAAACAAUCUACUAUACCCAUAAUCAAAGAGACAAUCAUGUACAACAUUUUAACGACUUACGAAUAAAGAGAUAUGCCACCUAUAAUAAUGACAAUAAGAAUAAUACAACAACUUCAACAACGACACCCACUAAUAAUAAUAUUUUAAAUGAAGCACCAAUAUCUGUUCAAUGA
Messenger RNA from Naumovozyma castellii, 930 nucleotides. It is a transcript of the gene ECM13, whose product is annotated as Ecm13p. The record is from RefSeq and is a predicted model, not a curated record. Lineage: Eukaryota; Fungi; Ascomycota; Saccharomycetes; Saccharomycetales; Saccharomycetaceae. The transcript has a single exon. The coding region runs from base 1 to 930 and encodes 309 amino acids.